CCGACCAAGCGGCUCGCGAAAAUGGUAGCGAAGCUCCAGAUGGGUGCUGCGUGUUGGAAAUCGCAAAGCUGAAGCAGCUGAAGUUGUGUGUUUCUGCUUCGUCCUUUCGGUUCUUUUUAAUCGUUGAUCUUUGCAUAUUGAUGCUUAGUCAUUAAUUAGUCAUAUUACAAUUUAGAUCGAUCACGUGUAUAUGUGAUCCUACUCAGGACUGCUAAUAUUAUUACAACAGGAGAGUGUAUAAGACAGGAGAAUGUAAGCCAGGAGGCGGAUGAGGUUCAUAAGUUGACUCUCUCAGGCUUUUCCUAUUCUCUUCAUGCUUGCUUCAGUUUUAGCAGUCCUCAUUCAUGUACGGCGCAGCUCCAUCAUCAUCGGGUCUAUGAUAUAGCGCGUACCACGCGCUUCUAUGCUCUGGCUGGCCCUGUUGCAGAGUAUUAACUGGCCAUCUACCCGUACUCCGUACGGAGACCCUGUCAGCGAAAUAUGGAGUAACUCGCCACCUAUAAGAAAGUCAACGUCGUGCCAUGCAGUAACCGGAGUACGCACAAUCGGACCAGAGUAGAGACACCCGCCAAUAUAUCCACCAACUAGCUAUUGCUUCCCAAUCAAUAAUCAACAAUAUAGUAAUAAAGUCGCGUCAUGGAUGAGAAAAGGGGUUGAUGACUAAUCAUGGUCAUUUUCUUUUUCCAGCUUGAAACGUCCAAAGAUUUGCAUCCAGGUGAGUCCAGCUCGACCUUGCGACUUUCCACGCGGCUCUCAUCAGCCACAAAAAAGCCAGACUUUGACCUUGCGGCAGGGACGAUGUGAAUUCUUCUCUCGAUUCUGCUCCGCCUCUGCUUUUCUCAUCGCUUUGCUUCCUCUCGCUGGCCGACUUCACAUCUUUGCAUGCAUCUCGUUUGAUCCGGAGCACGCAGUACUUCAGCGCCGCUCCCAGGACGAAGAACUUGUCUACCUAUAACCGAUACAGCAGAGGAGACAGAAGAGGCCAUUUCGCCACUGUUAAAUAUCCUACAGUCGUCAAGAUGAAUGUAACCCAGGGCAAGUACCUGCGGUACAUCCUCUUUGCAAUUCUGGGCCUUGCUAUCAUACAUUUUAUCACUUCCUCCUCGCUGCCAAUCCCCAAGGCAAGUGAUCUUGGUCUAUCUUAUCCAAAGUCUGGUCAACAGGCCGUCUCGUCUCCGGCUGGCGAGGAUAAAGCGCCUGCUCCUCCCGUUACUCCUCCAUCUACACCCCUGCAGCCUCCCACACAACAAUCCCCCAAACAAGAUGCCCCCAACCCUGUUACUCCCAAUCCACCCACUGGGAAUGCUGCUGGUCCGGGUUACGAAAAAGUGAAUGCCACGUUCGUCACACUGGCACGAAACUCAGAUCUAUGGGAAAUUGCAAAAUCCAUUCGCCAGGUAGAAGACCGCUUCAACAAGAACUAUCACUACGACUGGGUGUUCUUGAACGACGCAGAAUUUUCAGAUGAGUUUAAGAAGUUUACUAGCAGGCUGGUCUCUGGAAAAACUCACUACGGACUUAUUCCAAAGGAGCAUUGGUCAUACCCCAGCUGGAUUGAUCAGAACAAAGCUGCGGAAACUAGAAGAGUCAUGAAACAGAAAGAAAUUAUUUACGGCGAUUCUGAGAGUUACAGACACAUGUGCCGCUAUGAGUCCGGGUUCUUCUUCCGUCAUGAACUUAUGAUGCAAUAUGACUACUACUGGCGUGUGGAACCCAGUAUCGAAUACUUCUGUGACAUCCAUAUUGACCCAUUUAAGUUCAUGAAGGACAACAACAAAAAAUACAGCUUCGUUAUCAGUCUGCCCGAGUACCCCGGCACCAUUGAGACUCUAUGGAAGAGUACUAGGAAAUUCAUUGAACAGUACCCAGAGCAUAUUGCAAAGGAUAAUAACCUCGAGUUCAUUAGCGCUGACGGUGGUAAAACAUACAACAAUUGCCAUUUCGUAAGUUAUAUGCACCUGACGCGUUGUUGUGACUUAGCAGCUCCAUGCUAACCUAUCAUCCCUGAAGUGGUCUAACUUUGAAGUCGGUGAUUUGAACUUCUUCCGAUCUCAAAAAUACCUUGACUUCUUCAACCUCCUGGAUCAGGAUGGUGGCUUUUUCUAUGAAAGAUGGGGUGAUGCCCCUGUUCAUAGCAUUGCAGUCUCCCUUAUGCUAAACAAGGAUGAGGUCCACUUUUUCAAUGAAAUUGCAUACAGGCAUGUUCCAUUCGUCCACUGUCCUACCGGAGAACAGACCAGACUAGAUUUGAAAUGUCAUUGCAACCCAGGUGACAACUUUGACUGGAAAUCGUAUUCAUGUGAGUUUUCUGUUUUGUUCUCAUCGCCCUUUCACCCCAUAUCUCAAUAAGUAUCUAACGUGAAUAGGUACAUCUCGUUUCUUCGACAUAAACAAGAUGAGCAAACCAGCCGGUUGGGAAGCCGAGAGUCAUUAAACCGUUCGUCUAUAACCCUUGUCGCAAAUUGUUUACUUCUGAUGACCAAGUUGGCUCAUUACUCAACCAUAUUGUUCCAUCUCAUCUUCCUUUUAUCCAUACGAUAUCACGCUUCCAAAUGCCUAAGCUUCCUUUACUAUGAGGACCAAAAUGGCUACUUUAGAAUUAAACAGCACGUUUUAUGCCAAAGAGAAUAAAAACAAAAUAUAGCGAACAAAAAAAAAAAUUCAAAGCACAUCUAGGCGUCAUGAGCUUUGUUCUUCCCACCUAUUAUCAUGAGCAUUUUACCACUUUCGGAAUACGUUCCUAUUCUUGCUAUCUGUAUAUAGGCCUGGACUGGGAUUUGCUAGCCUCCUGUUUCCAUUAUUGCAUUAUUUGAGAUCUUGAUGGUAUUGGCCUAUAUUUCACCCUGUGUAUUAAAAAAAAAAAAAAAAAAC
Messenger RNA from Trichophyton rubrum CBS 118892, 2871 nucleotides. RefSeq lists its product as uncharacterized. Gene Ontology annotation, cellular component: membrane; Golgi apparatus. Gene Ontology annotation, molecular function: alpha-1,2-mannosyltransferase activity. The record is from RefSeq and is a predicted model, not a curated record. The coding region runs from base 1020 to 1994 and encodes 324 amino acids. The transcript has 2 exons. NCBI's taxonomy places the organism in Eukaryota, Fungi, Ascomycota, Eurotiomycetes, Onygenales, Arthrodermataceae. Gene Ontology annotation, biological process: protein O-linked glycosylation; cell wall mannoprotein biosynthetic process; protein N-linked glycosylation.